CCUUGCUCCAUCCUGGCCUUUGUUUUCCAAGAGCACUUUAUAAAGAGGGUACUGUAUAAUUUCAGAAGUCAAAUUCAAGCACCUUGUGAACCAGCUGCUUGUUUAUCUAGACACAGAAGGAAGUUAAAGGGUCACUGUUCAGCUGCUUAAGUUACGGCAGCCUUUCUCCUAAAGGAAGCAGUGUCAACUGCCUAGUUCAUGGGCGCUGGAUUCAGUGAUGAUGACAUAGCAGAAGUCUCUGAUCUGGGACUCCAUGAUGGUGGGCAGCUGAUCGUCCCACGUAAUGUCAGGCUCCUGCAUCAUAUGCUGUAAUAAAAAAAACUCAUCCAAGAAUGGAGUACAUGAAACGGACACAGCGGCUGAAAAUGUGCAAGAAAAAAUGAAGAUGAAACAACAAAUUACUUUGCUUAAUGGCGUUUCUUUAAUAGUAGGGAACAUGAUUGGUUCUGGGAUAUUUGUGUCACCCAAAGGUGUUUUGAUGUAUAGUGCCUCCUAUGGACUCUCACUAUUCAUUUGGGCCCUUGGUGGGAUCUUUUCGUUGUUUGGAGCUUUGUGUUAUGCUGAACUGGGAACAUCCAUUGUUAAAUCAGGAGCUAGCUAUGCCUAUAUACUGGAAGCUUUUGGUGGAUUCACAGCCUUUAUCAGACUGUGGUCUUCCUUGCUAAUUAUUGAACCAACAACUCAGGCUGUAAUAGCAAUUACAUUUGCUAAUUAUAUUGUUCAACCAAUUUUUCCAUCCUGUGAGCCGCCAUAUGAAGCAGUCAGGUUAAUUGCAGCUGGUUGCAUCUGCACCUUAACAUUUAUUAACUGUGUCAAUGUGAAGUGGGGAACCAGAGUACAAGAUCUGUUCACAUAUGCAAAAGUUAUGGCCCUUAUCAUGAUCAUCUCGGUGGGUCUUUACAAAAUUAGUAAAGGAGAAACAGAAAAUCUUAAAACUCCAUUUGAAGGUUCAACAACUGAUAUAGGAUGUAUAGCACUUGCUCUGUAUUCAGCCCUCUUUUCCUACUCUGGAUGGGAUACCCUGAAUUAUGUCACUGAGGAGAUGAGGAAUCCUGAAAGGAAUCUACCCCUCUCAAUUGCAAUUUCAAUGCCUAUUGUGACCAUUAUUUACUUGCUGACUAACAUAGCAUACUAUGUAGUGUUGGACAUGCAAGCUCUCCUAACAAGCGACGCAGUGGCAGUGACAUUUGGUAAUGAAACCCUUAGUUAUGCUAAGUGGAUAAUUCCUAUUGCAGUGGCCAUGUCCUGUUAUGGUGGCUUAAACUCGUCAACUAUUGCAGCUUCCAGGCUUUUUUAUGUUGGAGCCAGAGAAGGACACCUUCCUGACAGUUUGAGUUUGAUUCAUAUAAAGUGUUUCACACCAAUCCCUGCUCUUUUCUUUAAUGGUUUCAUGACUUUGCUCUACCUCCUUGUGGAAGAUGUCUUUCUCCUCAUUAAUUACUACAGCUUCAACUACUGGCUGUAUGUUGGGCUGUCUAUUGCAGGAUUAAUAUACCUGAGACAUACUCAGCCUGAUAGGCCACGGCCUAUUAAACUCAGCCUCUUCUUUCCUGUAGUAUACUGUUUAUGUUCCAUCUUCCUGGUCAUGGUUCCUCUCUACAGCAAUACAAUCCAUGCUCUCAUUGGAAUUGGCAUAGCCCUCUCUGGAAUUCCUGCAUAUUAUUUGGGAGUCUAUUUACCAUCUGAAAAGAAACCUAAAUGUCUUCAGUGGCUCUCUGCCACAACAACAAAAUAUGUUCAGAUGUUGUUCUACUGUUGUCUGACAGACUUGGACACUCAAGUGGAUCAGACAGAAGCUAAAACCAGAUAGGGUUGUCUGGACAUUUCCAUACUAGAAGCAUUUUUAGAGUCUGAAAUUCUUUGUGUAGGGUUGGUUACACAAAAGCACCAACAAUUACACUGUGCAUCGGUUUGAUGUUAAUUAUUUCUGUGCUUAUUUUAUUAGCCCCUUCACUGCCAAGGGUAUUUACCAAUCCCUGUUCAACAGGAUUUUUUUCUAACUUUGUUUAUUAAUGCUGAUGAUUAGCUGAUGAUUGUGAAGUGCUUUGAAAAUAUAAAGCACUGUAUGAAUAAGCACUUCAUGUUACAUAAGUGUUAGUUUUUGUAAACCUUUUGGAAUAAAUCUAUCCAGUGCAAAGCAGAAGCUUGAGAUAUAAAAAGACAAAUGAAAGAAUAUAAUGCAAAUCAGACACUUACUAGAUUUACAUUUCUAAAGCUGAGGUGGGAGAAUAAUAGAAUCAUAGAAUAUCAGGGUUGGAAGGGACCUCAGGAGGUCAUCUAGUCCAACCCCCUGCUCAAAGCAGGUACAAUCCCCAAUAUUGUUUUUGUUUUUUUGCUCCAGAUCCCUAAAUGGCCCCCUCAAGGAUUGAACUCACAACCCUGGGUGUAGCAGGCCAAUGCUCAGAAAGUCACAAUAUAAAUUUAAGAAUUGUAUUGCAGUUAGAAAAUUUGUUUCUCAGCAAAAAAGUUAAAGUAGGCAGGCAAGCAUUUUCAAAGUAUAAAUGCAUCUCUAGAACAAAAAAAAAAAUCUAAUCCAUGUUCCCCUAAGUAGACCCCGGAAGACACAUUUAAUUUGGUUACAAGAAGAACACAAGGGAAGUGGACUAUCUGAAAAAUAAAAGCUCUGUGCUAUACCUUGUGUGAGGACAUGCAACAAUUAUCAUCUUUUUGCAGUAGAAGCAUUUAGGUGACAAAUUAGUUCAUAGUUGUCAAAGGUAUGCUAGAUCUCUUGCAGAUCAACUUGCUGUGGAAUAGGAUAAAAAGACUGCAAGUUCCACUUCAGUAUAUGCACAUUCAGGGGUAAGCGCAUCACCUUUCUAUGAUGACAUCUUCAUCAUCUGGACCCAUGGAAAAGAAGCCCUUGAGGAAUUCCACCAUGAUUUCAACAAUUUCCAUCCCACCAUCAACCUCAGCCUGGUCCAGUCCACACAAGA
Chelonia mydas (Green sea turtle) is the source of this 2933-nucleotide messenger RNA. RefSeq names its product Y+L amino acid transporter 2. The transcript has 12 exons. Bases 284 to 1810 code for a protein of 508 amino acids. Lineage: Eukaryota; Metazoa; Chordata; Testudines; Cheloniidae. The record is from RefSeq and is a predicted model, not a curated record. Gene Ontology annotation, cellular component: membrane. Gene Ontology annotation, molecular function: L-amino acid transmembrane transporter activity. Gene Ontology annotation, biological process: amino acid transmembrane transport.